Molecule: messenger RNA, 3686 nt
Organism: Conger conger (European conger)
Lineage: Eukaryota; Metazoa; Chordata; Actinopteri; Anguilliformes; Congridae
Gene: tgfbr2b
Product: transforming growth factor beta receptor 2b
Exons: 7
Coding region: 181-1833 (550 amino acids)
Biological process (GO): transforming growth factor beta receptor signaling pathway; protein phosphorylation; heart development
Cellular component (GO): plasma membrane; signaling receptor complex
Molecular function (GO): SMAD binding; transforming growth factor beta receptor activity, type II; activin receptor activity
Source: RefSeq, a predicted model, not a curated record
UUCAGUCGGACUCAUAACUAGAGGUUCAGUUAGACCGACUGUUUGCAGAGCCAGGUCUUUACCGCUGUGCAAGACAAAAUCAAGUCUUGUUAAUAUUUCUCCAAACUUUUCUCCUCCAUUUUGUUAGGCGACGUAAAAACAGUUUAAUGAACAUCAAGGGAAGGAAUAAUUGUUUUUCAAAUGGAGCCACGUAGUUUUCCCGUGUUUUGGUGGGGCACGAUAUUCUUCGUUUACUUUGUUCAUCUUGAUCAUGCGGAUGGGACCUUUAACUUUUUCAAGAUAAGGAACCUCUGCAAAUUCUGUGAAGUGCAAACAUCCACCUGUGAAGACACCGGCACCUGCUUCUCCAAAUGCGGCAUCACCUCUAUUUGUGACCAGUUAGAUGAGGUCUGCGUCAGCAUCUGGUGGAAGAAUGACGACAACAUCACUGUGCAGACGCUGUGUCAUCACCCAUCCAUCCCGCUGCAUGGCCUGAUGCUGGAUGACUACAACACAAGCAAGUGCCUGAUGAAGGAGAAGAAGAUGCCCGGCUCCCAGUUCUACAUCUGCUCCUGCACUGGGGAGGAGUGCAAUGACGAGCUCAUCUUCCCUCCCUGGUCUCCCUCGGAAGAUAACCAGGUGUUGCUGGUCAUCCUGGUGAGCCUGGUCCCAUUGCUCAUCCUGGCGGUGCUGGUCAUCGCCACGUUCUAUUGGUACCGGGUGUACCGCCGUCGCAAGCUGAACCAGGAGUGGGAGAACAGGAAGCCUAAACAGAGGAAGGGAGUGGACUGCAGCGAAGCCUGCGCCAUCAUGAUCAGCGACCGAGACUCCGAUUCCAGCUCCACCCACGCCAACAACCUCAACCACAACACGGAGCUGCUGCCCAUCGAGCUGGACCUGCAGGUGGGCAAGGGCCGCUUCGCCGAGGUCUACAAGGCCAAGCUCAAACAGAGCUCUUCGGAGCAAUUCGAGACGGUGGCUGUCAAGAUCUUCCCGGAUGAGGAGUACGCAUCCUGGAAGAACGAGAAGGACAUCUUCUCAGACAUCGACCUGAAGCACGAGAACGUGCUGCACUUCCUGACGGCCGAAGAGCGCAAGGUGGAGAAGCAGUACUGGCUCAUCACCGCCUACCACCCGCGCGGGAACCUGCAGGAGUAUCUCACCCGCCACAUCAUCAGCUGGCAGGACCUGUGGCUGCUGGGCGGGUCGCUGGCUCGCGGCGUGGCCCAUCUCCAUAGCGACCACACGCCCUGCGGACGGCCCAAGGUGCCCAUCGUCCACCGGGACCUGAAGAGCUCCAACGUCCUGGUGAAGGGCGACCUCACCUGCUGCCUUUGUGACUUUGGCCUGGGGCUGCGAUUGGACAACUCUCUGUCUGUGGAUGACCUGGCUAACAGUGGGCAGGUGGGCACUGCUAGGUACAUGGCCCCAGAGGUCCUGGAGUCCAGGAUUAACCUGGAGAAUAUUGAGUCCUUCAAGCAGACUGAUGUCUAUUCCAUGGCUCUGGUGCUGUGGGAGAUCACCUCUCGGUGCAACGCCAUUGGAGAGGUGAAGGACUAUGAGCCUCCCUUUGGCUCUAAGGUGCGAGAGCACCCCUGUGUGGAGAGUAUGAAGGAUAACGUCUUACGAGACCGAGGCCGCCCGGAGAUCCCCAGCAGCUGGAACAGCCACCAGGGCGUACAGUUGGUGUGCGCCACCAUUAACGAGUGCUGGGACCACGACCCGGAGGCACGGCUGACCGCACACUGCGUGGCCGAGCGCUUCCACGACAUGGACCACAUGGACAAGCUAUCCGGGCGGAGCUGCUCGGAGGAAAAGAUCCCGGAGGACUGCUCUGUGAGUGACGGGAAGUAGACCCCGCCGACCUUCCCUGACCCAAGCCUGGGGAGCGGGGCUUAUGUCACCCGUCAAUCGCCCAGCCCAUGAGGAGCGCUCAACAGUGUCCAAUUCUGCUUUCCACAGGGACUCUUGCUGUGAGCUUGAGGAACAGAGUAACUGGAAGAUGUAUACCUGUAUAUGGAUACAUACCUGUAUAUGUUUUAUACAUUGGCCCUCCCAUGUCCUCCUGGAACAGCCCACUGAGAGGGGGAAGUAAUAAGCUGGACAGAGGCUAUAUAAGCAUUUAUAAUCGAUGUAUUUUGCGCUUUAUCAAAAUACCUACCUACGCAAUACAAGGCCGUGUGUUAAUGUACAUUCAUGAGUGAGUGAGGAGUGAGAAUUGUACAGACAUGUUUGUAACACUAAAGAUAAUCCAGCCUGUUUCUGCAAGUGAGGAGAUUGUAUAGCAAACCGCACAACUCUAAACUGACAAGUGAUGUUCAGUAGAAGUUUGUGCGUGUGUGCGUGUGUGUGUGUGGUGUGUUGUGUGUACGUGUGUGUGUGUGUGUGUGUGUGUGUGUGCGUGUGUGUAAAAGUAUGACAUUUCCUGUCAUAAAAAUAAUAUGCAAUGGCUCCAGCGUCACCCAGGGAUGGGGGGUGGGGGUCCCUUGGCCGUGAUGACACGGUCUCACUGUGCAUCUCUGAUGGCCGCUGGUCGAUCAGGUUCUGAUGGCCGCUGGUCGAUCAGGUUCUGAUGGCCGCUGGUCGAUCAGGUUCUGAUGGCCGCUGGUCGAUCAGGUUCUGAUGGCCGCUGGUCGAUCAGGUUCCCGUAUGUCUGCGUGUUAAGCAGCACACGAGUAGUCAUCCCUGGACUCAAGUGUGAGCCUGGCUUGUGAACUGCAGCGUGGUCAGAAGUGAUGCCUCAUGUUUUCCGGAGGAUGGCACACCCCUGUCUGUGCUGUCCUAGAUGGACAGCAGAGGUGCUGCCAGUGAGAGCUGAUGGAGAUCUGGGCUUUCCAAAUUGAGGAGAAAUGGGGGAGAAAACCAUUUAGGAAAAAAAACGAGAAAAAACACUACUAUGCAGUGAAGCUGCCUAUCAAAAUGGAAUAAUCAAAAUGGCCUCCGGGUGGCCCAGGCUGUAAAUAAGCGGUAAUAAAGCUUGUUUUCAGCCAAACGUGAGCCGUGUGACUGGGUGUUUGAGUCUUGGUCGCACCGUUGCCGGCUAUGGCCGAAGGUGUGUAUUGGUGAGGCAACAAUGGGCUGAGCCCUGCCAGGGGAUGAUGGGGGUAAGCCAGAAUCUCCAUUUGUCUAUAGCAGCCACUCUUGGUCAGACUAGGCGUUGGCAGACACAGAAACGUACAAUAUACUAAGUACCUUUUUUUACUCCGAAGAAGAUAUCAUAGAUGUCUGUUAAGCAGUGUGUAUGAGUUCUGUGUACUCCACCAUUUCUUAUUUUGGGCUAAUCCCUAUGUUGUCUGGGUAAGGAGUCUAAUCUGGAAUAUCCUGGCCUCGUUCUCCUCCAGUGACAUGGACAGUGUGUGAUUGGUGGUGUGUCAGCAGUGUGGCAAAUAGAGAGAAUAGGUGCCGUUAUGUGUCUGCCAUCUCCUGAUGUCGUCUGUAACGGCUGCUGGUGGGGGAUCAACAAGGUCAGCUGAAUUUGGGGAUUGGGGAAAUCAUGAAAAAUCAGGGAAUAUAAAAUAGGAGUAAUCCUAUCCUAUGCAAAGUAGGCUGAGGCUGGAACUCUGUUCCCACCAAAAUACAGUAUAUCACUACAGGUAUUAUUGUGAAAAGAAAAAACAACUAUACCGACACCUCAAAGGUCUUCUUGUUAUUUUGUAUGUAAAGUAUUGUGUAAUACAAUGAUUAAAGCAUUUCAGUAUUUACUCUAA